UCUCCUCAGUUUUUCCAUCUAUGAAGCAACUAGAAUUAUGGUCUUUUGAGGAAUGGAGCUGAGAAUGCUGAAACUCUUGCGAAACUCUAAAACUAUCAGAGAAUUGAAGCAAACACAUCUUCAGGUUCUCAUGAAUGGCCUCCAUGGUAGCGAUUUUUUACUGCCUAAGCUUAUUGCACUUGCCUCCGAACUUGUUUCGCUUGAUUACGCGGUUAGGAUAUUUCAGUAUUCUGAGUAUCCAAAUGUAGUUUCCUGUAAUACCUUGAUCAAAUGCUUUAUUGGAAAGACCCAUAAGGCCGCGUUGCGUGUUUACGAUCAAAUGAAGGUGUUGACCAUUGCACCGAAUAGUUUUACCUUUACUUUUCUUCUGAGGUGUUUUGAACCGUUUGAAGCUCUAGAAGAUGGUAGAGUGGUUCAUGGUGAUAUUGUGAAGCUAGGAUUCGGUUCAAGUGUUUUUGUCCAGAAUACCCUUUUGGAUUUCUACGCUAAAUGUGGCCGGAAUUUGGAUUGGGCUAGUCGGGUGUUUGGAGAAAUGCCUACAAGAGAUGUUGUUUCAUGGAAUUCAAUGAUUGGUGCGUACUUGGCACAUGGGAAAGUAGAAUCUGCUAUUGCGUUGUUUGAUUCAAUGCCUGAGAGGAACGUUGUGUCAUGGAAUUCUGUUGUUUCGGGGCUUUCUAAGUCUGGAAUUAUGGAGUUGGCUCGCUCUGUCUUUGAUAGAAUGCCAGAAAAAAAUGAGGUUUCCUGGAAUUCCAUGAUUUCUGGCUAUGUACGGCUGGGUGAUGUUGAGUCUGCACAGUAUAUUUUUGAUCAGAUGUCAAAGAGAACAGUAGUUUCUUGGACAGUUAUGAUCUCAGGAUACACUAUGAUUGGAGAUCUUGAAUCUGCAAGGAACAUUUUUCAUCGGAUGCCAGUUAAGAACACCGUCUCUUGGAAUGCUAUGAUUGCUGGUUAUGUUCAUAACCAUGAGUUUGUUCAAGCUCUUUAUGUGUUUCAUCAGAUGUUAAUUGAUGGCAAGUGCAGGCCUGAUCAGACAACUUUGGUCAGCAUUCUCUCUGCCUGUUCUCACUUGGGAUCUCUAGAACAUGGGAGAUGGAUUGAUUCUUAUAUUAAGAUAAACAAGUUCGACAUGACUAUUCCUUUAGGCAAUGCUUUAAUAGACUUCUUUGCAAAAUGUGGAGAUGUGGAAAAUGCAAAAGCAGUUUUUGAUAAGAUGGCUAAAAGAUGUGUAAUUACAUGGACGACAAUGAUUUUAGGUCUAGCUAUUAAUGGUCAUUGUAAAGAAGCUCUAGCACUCUUCAAUAGGAUGCAUGUCGAAGGAGUUCAGCCAGAUGAUGUCAUUUUCAUCGCUGUUCUAUCAGCCUGCACUCAUGGAGGGUUGGUAGAAGAAGGUAAAAGAGUAUUUGGCCAGAUGGUGCGGGAGUUUGAUAUUGUACCCCGAAUUGAGCAUUAUGGUUGCAUGGUUGACCUUCUGGGUCGGGCAGGGAGGUUGGAAGAAGCGGAAGAAUUCAUUGAAGGCAUGCAUUUAAAGCCAAAUGCUGUCAUUUGGGCCACUCUACUAGGUUCUUGUAAGAUUCAUGGAAAAGGGGAUAUAUUAAAAUCUGUGACGAGAAAGAUUAUGGAGCUGGAACCUUCAAAUCCUAGCUAUUUGGCACUUAUUUCCAAUAUGAGCGCCUCAAUUGGACGGUGGAAAGAUACUUUGAUAUCUCGGGUUGCAAUGAGACGGCAAGGUGUGGAAAAAGUUCCUGGUUGUAGCUCAAUUCAAGUAGGGGAUAAGGUCCAUGAGUUUCUAGCCAAAGAUACGAGUCAUGAGCAAAGAAAGGACAUUUAUGGGGUUUUAUAUUUUUUAAAUGGACACUUGAAAGCAGUGUCUGAUGAAUUAUGAUUCGUGGGAAAAUCCCAUGGUUCAUGGCACCAAAAACAGUCGUUUCCCGGUGGAUGGCUUAGGAAGAAUGAACAAUGAGAAAGUCGAGUAUCUUGGAAGAGUUUUUACUUUUGUAUCGGAGAAAAAUUUACUUUAAAAUUUGGAUCGUGAUCGCUUCCAAGAAAACCUCAUCUUUCAUGAACCAGAAAAUGAGAAGGUAAUUGAGGUUUUAGUUGCACAAAAUUUGGGAAAAAACACCAAAUUAAAUUUCCUCUGUCUCGUAGAAUUAAGCAACAGAAAACUGUGGGCAGGCAUGACUCGUAAAAUCAAUGCUGGAACAUCUACUGCUGAAAAGGUGACAAUUUGGCAAGGGGAAGAGCUAUUGCCAGGGGAAUUAUGGCUGUUGAGACUAUCUUUCGUGAAAUGAGACAGUAAAGUUGUGGCUGCUUGGUGGCCAUUCUCAUCAGCAGAGUCAGAGAUGCGGGACAAGAAGAAGAAUUGGAACCUCACAAAAGCAUUUGAACUAUAAGGUUCUGAUGAUGUAGAAUCUUUGUUUUGUCAUGUUCAAUAGAAUUAAAAGGAUGGUAAUAUUGAAACUCACAAAGCUGUGAAUUUAUGGAUGGCAAUCAAACUUAUAAUGGUCUAGAUGACUUAAUUUCACCGGCUCUUAUGAUUAGAACUCGAAACCUUUUAACA
Molecule: messenger RNA, 2557 nt
Organism: Juglans regia (Persian walnut)
Lineage: Eukaryota; Viridiplantae; Streptophyta; Magnoliopsida; Fagales; Juglandaceae
Product: pentatricopeptide repeat-containing protein At3g29230-like
Exons: 1
Coding region: 53-1882 (609 amino acids)
Biological process (GO): RNA modification
Molecular function (GO): RNA binding; protein binding
Source: RefSeq, a predicted model, not a curated record